Molecule: messenger RNA, 4365 nt
Organism: Saccostrea cuccullata (small rock oyster)
Lineage: Eukaryota; Metazoa; Mollusca; Bivalvia; Ostreida; Ostreidae
Product: cyclic GMP-binding protein C-like
Exons: 10
Coding region: 19-3081 (1020 amino acids)
Source: RefSeq, a predicted model, not a curated record
AUCGCAAUUAGGCAAUGUAUGAAUGGACUGUAUAUAUUCAUACCAUGGAACUCGAAUUUAUCAAAUAUUAUGUGGACCAAAAAUGAAUCGGCCAUUGAUAUAUCAAACGGAGUGAAGUACAAAACAGGAACAGACAGUACGCCCAUGCUGAUUAUCAAUGGUGCUACUUCAGAGGAUAGUGGAAAAUACUCAUGUAUGGGAACGUCGUUAUUACGUUCUUUCAUGAGCAGGCCUAUUCAUAUAGGAAUAACUCCUGUACGCCUCAAAAGUCCUUCUGCAGUGAAUGUUGGGGAACCAUUAUCAAACCAUUGGGAUUGGCCGUAUUUGAAACCAGACACAACUUCUGAAUCUGAGACUAGUGACCUUGACCUCUAUAUCGUCAUGAUCCCAGAACCCCAUGUCGAAACUCAGGAUUGUACUCACGUUAAGGGUCAAGAAGAACGACACGAAUAUGAUUUGUUUAGCAGAAUAGAUUUCAACUCCAUCAAAAGGUACCUCCAUUUCUGGCUUCUCUUCUGCGAAGGAGGCUCCGUGGAUCUGGAAAACAAAGAUCAGUUGGAGAUCCUGAAGGACUUGUACGCAUUCUCCAAGGGACCAGACGCAGAACCUAUUCCAGAUGAUAUAAGAUCUGACUGCUCCAUAUAUGAUAGCAUGAUUUGUACGGGGACCAAAUUAACAUUUACUUCAGAUGAUGUUGAGAAACAGACUCUCUGGGCUUAUAUUCAACACGGUUAUCUUGUGCAGAAAAACGUUCAUUUCCUUCUGGACAAGGCACCAGUUGCCUUGAUCGCAAAGUAUUUCAGGACAUCUGGGUAUCUUGGUUCUCAAGAAGAAUGGUGUAUUUGUCUCCCUAGCAUUUUCACUGAGAAACUCAUUGUAAAACUAGACUUGGGUAUCAUCCCACAUCCCACUAUUACAGAUACCAAUAUUCAUCCAUUAGUGAGCCGAAUAUUGAAAAUCCCUGAGGAAAUUCUAAGAUGGGAAUAUGACCAGCGCCUGAAGUUCUUGAAAAGCAUACGUGAAGAAAGCAUUGAAAUGUUCAGGGGAAGAGCGAUGAUCGUUGGGUGUGUGGGGGCAGGUAAAACCACCUUCCUAAGAAGGCUUCAAUCCAAAUGGACAUUAGAGGACUUAUACACCACUGAGUCAACUGUAGGGCUCGAAGUUCAUCAUAAUCUGUUCCAAAUUGAGGACAAUGAAGACCAGAAAUUGCUGAAAGAAGUACCACAGGGAAUGUCUUGCGAUGUUGAAAGACACAUAAAGAAAAGAGAAAAGCUGAUCAGUGUAACUGACUUUGGCGGUCAGUGUUCUUAUUAUGCCUGUCAUCAAGUCUACCUGACAAGACGAGCUUUCUAUAUUCUUGUGAUAGACAUGUCAAAAAGUUUGGAAGAAAAGGUUGACUCCACUCGAUUGGACGCAAAUGGGUCCAUAUAUGAAGAUUGGACCUACAAAGAAUACUUCCUUUACUGGAUGCAGUCUAUAAGCACUUACUGUGAUGAUACAACGCCUGUAGUAUUGGUUGCAACGCACAAAGAUAAAGUCAGUGAAGAAGUACAAGAUGGGAAGACAAAAUGUUUUUAUGACGAAUUAAUGGAAUGCUUACCAAGAGACUCUGAAUUAAAACGACACCUCUCACAGAAGCGAUACUUUGAGAUUCAACUUCCGCCUCUGGAAGAAAUUGAAACAAAAAAGAUAGAGAAAGCCAUUGUAGAAGUUGCUGCUCAACAAACACGCUGGGGAGAAAGAGUUCCUGCCAAGUGGGCUAUGUUUGAAAUAUCUCUGUCAGAAAUGAAAACAGAAAAAAAGAUGAUGAGCAUUGAAGAACUAAAACAAAACAUUAGAAUCGAACUUCCUGAAAAAGAUGAAGACUUGCGCAUCAUGCUGUCUUUCUUUCACGAGAUUGGAACGAUACUUUUUUUCAAUGAAGAAGGGUUAAAUAAAAUGGUUAUUGUUGAUGUUCAGUGGUUUGUUGAUGCUUUUAAGAACAUAAUUACCGACCCAACACAAGUUAAAGAGGCAUCUCCAACCGUCGGCGACUGGAUGCUCUUCAACCAGACAGGCCAGUUGGGUGAUCAGCUUCUGGAUGAUAUGUGGUCAAACUUCAACUACAAAUGCUUUGCUGAACACAAAAAUUCCAUCCUACAAUUUAUGCAAAGGCUGGGUCUUAUAGUGAUUGGGAGAGAAGAACGCAACGAAUCACUUUACCGACCGCCCUUAUGCGUAAAACAAGAAGCUGAAGAGAAACCAAGACAAAUAUACCACUAUGUACCUUGUAUGAACAAGGAGAGUAGAUCCGAUACCUAUGACAAGAUUCUAAGCAAUUGCACAAACAAAACGUCCACUUUGGUUUUCCGAUUCAAGACAUUCUUGCCUCAUUUCUUUUACUAUCGACUUGUUGUCCAUUGUAUGACAAGGUGGCAUGCUCUGGUUCACGAUGAUGUACCUUUAGUUUGCAAAGAUGCAGUUUUUCUUAAAAACGAAGAUGAGGAUCAUGUUCUCGUUCUUGGUGUUUGUAAGCCAUCCAUCCAGCUUCAAGUUGUUUGCCGUGAGGGUAACCUUGAUGUUAAUAUUACUCUAAAAAUACGCCAAGACAUUGAGAGCAUGAUGAAAUCUCUAACGGCCACAUUUCACAAACAAGUGGAAUAUGAUAUUGGAUAUUUCUGUCAAGAAAAAGAAUUCUGCGCAGAUGUUGAACAUUUCUUCAUAUCUGAACAUGAGCUUCUUCAACUAAAAAAGGACACAGUCUGUUGUAGUAAACACGCUAAAGAAAAUCACAAGAUUCACAGGAAAGAACUUCUCAAGUUUUGGAGAAAGUCGGCUUCGAAAGAAAUCGGUUGCAUGUGUUUUCCAAAACGUAAAGAUGUUAACAAGACACCUAUUUUACCAGGAAGUGUCCAACAUACAAACAACACCCUCAGAAAUGGACGCAGAAAGGAGACGUUUAAUUUGAAGAAACUUGAAAGAGUACUGCUUGAUAUGAUGGACACAGAGGAUUUAUUGCGAAACAUAAUAGAAAUAAUAGAAACAUUCUCAAAUUUUCAUGAUUUAAGUUUCAAGAGCGUACGUUUAUUACUUUUUCUUUAAUAACAUUUUUAUAACCCCUUUCUUUGAGAGUUUCAGUUUAUUAUAACGUCAAAAAGACACUGUUACGUCGUCAACCUACCUAUCAAUAGCAAAAUCGGUUAAAAAAUAGUUAUAUAAAAUUGUAAUUAUAUUUUGGACCUGUAAUUUCUUAAUUUUGUUUAAUUUUAUUAAUUAAGCGAAAAAAAUUUGCUUGAAAACCGUAAAAGUGCUUUAUUUUUACUCUAAAGCGCGAAAUAUUGCGCAAUAAAAACCACAAUCGGUCCACUUUAAUUUAUAAUGUUUUACAAAAUCAACAGAUCAUAAAAAAAUGUAUACUAGCUUUGUCGAAAAAAUUCAUAAUUGGGCAAAUGCCAAAUUUUCUUGAUAACAUCCGCGAUUACAAACGUGUACGAUAAUAUCUCGUGGACCUUGAUUUAGUAAAUAUGUAUAUAAAAAAUAAGAUUGGGCCAUGCACAUUAUCGUCGAAAAUAUGACUGCGAUUUUAAUAAAUGUAUUAAUUUCAAACUAUUAAACCCAAACUUUUCCAACUUUGAUUUUUUAUACCUUGUAGUUUGGGUUAUAACUAGUAAAACUUAAAACCAUUCAUUUUGACAAGAAUGUCAUGUCUAUGAACUUUUUGGAAAACCCUUCCAUCUUUACUUAAAUUGUAAGAAAAUCUUGAAUUUGUUUUCUUUGUUCACUUGUAUUUCAUAUACUUUUGAAUCUCUGCUUUAAACAUGAUAUUUUGCUCAAGCGCGUUUUCUGUUGUAUUAUGUCGGCGUUGACUUGCUUUUGAUUUCUUCUCUUUGUUUUUACGUAUUUUUUCAUAAGAUAUUUUAUUCAUAUUUAUUUUUAAUAUAUUUGAUGUUGAUCUCUUAGGUUUUUUUAUGUUGUUUAAAGAUAUUUCUGAAGAGUACACUGUUUUGUUAUCUUUAGAUCUUAUUUGGAUUUUUAGAAAUAUAUUUGACCCCUUGGUUUUAGUAAUUUGAUACUGUUUAUAAAUAUUAUUUUUGAUAAGUAGACAGUGUUAUUGGUUUAGUUGUUUUACUAAAUACUAGUGGUUAUAUAAAUAAACUUUAUUGAUAUAUAGUAAAUUCUAUUUGCUGACAAAGGUCCGGAAAUCAAUCCUUACUUACAGUGUCAAUUAAUGGCUGCGGUCGAUAAUUUGAAUAGAACAUUUUUGUAAAAUAGCGGCACUCCAUUUUGUUUAGUGACCCAUGGCCAAUAUCGUCCUUUUGCCCAUUCUCGUUGGGAUUGUUACUCUUCAAUAGAACCAGAUCCGAUUCGGUUUUCAGAUGUGAAACG